UCACCACCAACACCAUUACAGAUAGAGUGAUCAGAGUAAACUAUUUAGAGCGAUCUCCGCAGGGGUUACAUUAUCUUCGAAAACCAGGAAAGAGGCUGUCAUGGCUUAUUCAGCAAUGAAACUGGCCGUAGCAGUGAUGGUCCUGCUGAUCGCAGCGGCAAGAAGCGCCAACCUGGACGUUGUCAGCGGGCCGACUUGCAACAGCGACAUAGCUACCGACAAGAAAACUGCCGGGUACAUAGGUGCGGCGCUGACAGAACUGGCCGGCAUCACGUCCGUGAAGGGAGGUGGUCAUAACAAGACGCGCAACAUCCCCGACGACAAGUCAGGGUCGAUCUCCGGCAGCGCCAGCUGCAAAGACGGCCGCAAUUUCAUCGACUGCAUCACUUGUCUGGGGAAGGCGGAGGGGAAGCUGCUCGACAACUGCAGGAAUCGGACCGAGGCUGCUGUUGAGCUCGGAGGUUGCCAGCUUCAGUAUGCCAAGAUCAAGUAGGCAAAGACGAACUCUUUUCGUUACUGAAGCUGCCGCCAUGUUUUAGCCUGUGUUCAGGCAAUUUUCGAGUCUUCUAACUGCUGAUCUUAAAUGGCUGUUUUUGCCUGUCUUUAAGCUUUCCUUUUGAUAUUGUUAA
Molecule: messenger RNA, 629 nt
Organism: Linum trigynum
Lineage: Eukaryota; Viridiplantae; Streptophyta; Magnoliopsida; Malpighiales; Linaceae
Source: the annotation of a GenBank genome assembly